This is a messenger RNA of Myxocyprinus asiaticus (Chinese sucker), 3104 nucleotides long. Its product is annotated as apoptosis-inducing factor 1, mitochondrial-like. The transcript has 20 exons. NCBI's taxonomy places the organism in Eukaryota, Metazoa, Chordata, Actinopteri, Cypriniformes, Catostomidae. Gene Ontology annotation, cellular component: mitochondrion; cytoplasm. Gene Ontology annotation, biological process: mitochondrial respiratory chain complex assembly; apoptotic process. Gene Ontology annotation, molecular function: NAD(P)H oxidase H2O2-forming activity; protein dimerization activity; FAD binding. Bases 122 to 2542 code for a protein of 806 amino acids. The record is from RefSeq and is a predicted model, not a curated record.
CUCUGCACGCGCUGGUCCUGAAUGACCUGAGAAGGUCUCCGGCCUUGUGAGAGUACUUCACGGUGAGCGUGGCGGUGAACGUUACCGGGCUGUCGUGAUCGCUGAACACAGCAGUGCUGCGAUGUUUAAGUGCAAAACAGUAUGGAAUAAACUGGCUCCCCUGGCUCGGGUCUCAUCUACUCUGUGUGUGCAGAAUGCGAGGAGAUCAGUGCUGAGACAUGAGAGAAGGCUGGAGAUGGUGCAGAGGGCCAAGAUGUCGUCAGGGGCAACAGGAGGGGGCGGGGAAAACACUCUGUUUUACGUGCUGGUUGGAGCAACAUGUCUGGGGGCGGGAGUUUAUGCUUACCGUACUGUCUCAGGGGACAAGGAAAGAUAUAAUGAGCGUAUGAUGGAAAUUGUCAGCAGAUCAAAACAAAAGCCACAAGCAGCUGAGGCUGUAGAAGAAAGUCAUACAGGUUUGGAGCAAAAUGAGGUAGAUGCUGCAGCUCCUGUGGAAGCUGUCCCUGAAGCAUCUCUAGAGCCAGCUGAGAGUGAGCCUGUUGCUGAAGCUCCCAAAACAGAACCUGAAGAACCUCCCGUAACAGAGCUUAUUGUGGAGUCCGCUGUAUCUGAACCUGUUGUAGAAGCCCCCAUACCUGAGCCCAUCACUGAAGUCCCCAUAACGGACCCCGUUGUUGAUGCUUCUGUACCAGAACCUGCCAUCGAAGUCCCCGUAACAGAAGCCCUUGUAACAGAACCUGUUGUUGAAACCCCUGAAACGGAACCUGCCAUGGAUGCUCCCGUAAUUGAAACCGUUGUUGUAGCUCCUGAAACGGAACCCAAUGUGAAAGCUCCCAUAAGAGAACCUGUCAUGGAAGCCCCUGUAACGGAACCCGUCAUGGAAGCUUCCAUAACGGAAUCAGUCAUAGAAGCUCGAGCAGUUAUACAGAAUGAAGAGCCCUUAGUUCCUGUAGUUGAGAGUGCAGAGCCCACACCUGUAACCAUCGCUGAGCAUGUGCCAGAGGCGCCACCUGUUUCUGAGCUUGUGGCAGCUCCUGAGCCUGCUCCUGCUGCUGUGCCCCUUGAACCGACCACUGCGUCCUCCAAAGUCCCUGAACAUGCCCCCUAUCUGCUGAUUGGUGGAGGCACAGCUUCAUUCGCUGCAGCUAGGUCCAUUCGUGCACGAGACCCUGGUGCCAGGGUGCUGAUUAUUACAGAGGAGUCUGACCUGCCCUACAUGAGACCACCACUCUCUAAAGAACUCUGGUUCUCCGAUGACCCCCAGGUUGCAGAAACACUGCGUUUCAAACAAUGGAAUGGCAAAGAGAGAAGUGUUUACUUCCAGCCUCCCUCAUUCUACGUCAGUCCCACGGAUCUUACUAAAGUGGAGAAUGGGGGUGUGGCUGUGCUCACAGGCUGUAAGGUGGUUCACAUGGAUGUCAGAGAAAAUAAAGUCAGACUGAGUGAUGGUGCAGAGAUCUCCUAUGAAAAGUGCCUGAUUGCCACAGGUGGGGUGCCUAGGAAUCUCCAAGCGAUCGAAAGGGCAGGAGAGGAGGUGAUGAGGAGGACAACGCUCUUUAGGAAAAUUGAAGAUUUUAGAUCUCUAGAGAAGAUCUCCAGAGAGGUGAAGUCCAUAACCAUCAUUGGUGGUGGGUUUCUGGGCAGCGAGUUGGCAUGUGCCAUUGGUCGCAGAUCCACUGACCUUGGUUUAGAGGUGAUCCAGAUGUUUCCAGAGAAGGGGAACAUGGGAAAAGUUCUGCCUGAAUACUUAAGUAAUUGGACCACUGAGAAAGUCAGGAGAGAGGGUGUGAAUGUUAUCACGGAUGCACUAGUGAAAAAUGUGAGCUACAAAAAUGACAAAUUGGAGAUCAAACUGAAGGAUGGACGACUGGUUAAGACGGACCACAUUGUGGCAGCAGUCGGUUUGGAACCCAGCACUGAACUGGCCAAAUCAGGCGGGCUAGAGGUGGACUCUGAUUUCGGAGGGUACCGGGUUAAUGCAGAGCUCCAGGCUCGAUCCAAUAUCUGGGUGGCAGGAGAUGCUGCAUGUUUCUAUGACAUUAGGCUGGGCCGCAGGCGUGUGGAACAUCAUGAUCAUGCAGUGGUCAGCGGCAGACUGGCCGGAGAGAACAUGACCGGAGCCAGCAAACCCUAUUGGCAUCAGUCCAUGUUCUGGAGUGAUUUGGGGCCAGAUGUAGGGUAUGAAGCCAUCGGGAUAGUGGACAGCAGUUUGCCCACUGUAGGAGUGUUUGCUAAAGCCACUGCCAAGGACACACCAAAAGCUGCAACAGAGCAAUCAGGGACUGGAAUCCGCUCUGAGAGUGAGACGGAGGCAGUUGCCGGGGCGGUAGAGGCAGGAACAGCGUCCUCUCCCUCUGCUGUCCAGCAGGAGGAGGAUUAUGGAAAGGGGGUGAUAUUCUACCUGAGGGACAAAGUGGUGGUCGGUAUUGUCCUGUGGAAUGUCUUCAACAGAAUGCCCAUUGCGAGGAAGAUAAUCAAAGAUGGAGAGGAGCAUGCCGAUCUGAAUGAGGUAGCCAAGCUUUUCAACAUCCAUGAAGACUGAACAAUCUCUUUCUCAUUUUCUCUGCCCUCUGUCCACUCUGUCAAGGACACUCUGCCCUCAUCUAUGUGGAGUGAACUUGGCAAAACACACACACACACACACACACACACACACACACACACACACACACAAAGGCUUACACCAGCCUGGAAUCUGCCAUUCUGGCCUUGAACUCUCUGAGACCAGGACAUGCAGUACUGCCUCAUGGCCACAAGGUGGCGCUGUGGAUUCAUUGUACCACGGACUUGAUAAAACAAUGCUGUCCAGCUUCUUUUGAGGGAAAUUUAUACCUGUUGUUUGUAUUUAAAGAUUCUCUGUGUUUUCUUCCUGUUGUGGCCCAUGAAUAUUCAUCUUCCUGAAUGCAGCCCAGAACACACCCUCCAAAUCCCCAAAACCAGACCCGGGAUCUCCACUUUCAUUCAAUAUUGUAAUAAAGUUGCAUAAGAAAGAAACAAAAUCAGAUGAUAAACUAAUUUCUCUGACACCUAGUUGCACAAUAUUUUUGUCUGCAAGAUCAAAUCCACUCAAAUUAAGAGCGUAAAUAAAAGUAAAUUAUUUUUAA